GAGAAAUGCAAAGUGUGACGUCGGUGUUCGUCUAGCACGAGAAGCCUCGGGAGACCCCAACUUCAGUUCCCCACUGGAUAUCUGGAGGCCGAACUUCUCACAGGUGCCUGCCUUUUCCAGCCUGGUGAUGGUCGCGCUCUUGUGAGCUCACUGCCUUUGCUCUUCACUCGAACAUUCUUCAUGCACACGUGCGCAGCGCAUCGAUGGUCAUGGUGCAUUUCUGGGCAAGAAGCUGGGACGACAGGAGCACGUGUGCCCUUUAUCAAGGACCUGCAGUGAGCUGCUUUUCUCCGCUUUACCAAUCCAAUGCCCACUGAUAACAUGCAUCUGUCAUUCACCGCAGCCGCGUCGCUUCGAGAUGCCAACUUUACCACUUUGCAGGAGCCCGCGGUGAACAUCAGCCGGCAGCUGUGCAAUGUGAGCAAAUCCUUCACCAGCACUUUCUUGCCAACUGUUUAUGUGAUCGUCUUUUGCGUCGGAUUAAUUGGAAACUGUCUGGGACUGAGCAGUCUGUUCCGUAAUUGGAAGAGACUGGGUAGCAUCAACAUGUUUGUCCUCAAUCUGGGGGUGGCGGACUUGCUGUACGUCUUCACCCUGCCUUUCCUGGUGCACUACUAUGCCACGCACCGACACUGGCCCUUCGGACCGAGCUUCUGUAAAAUGACGCGCUUCUGCUUUAAUUUGAACUUGUACGGGAGCAUCGGCUUUCUCACCUGCAUCAGCGUGUACCGUUAUUUGGGGAUUGUCCACCCCAUGGAGGUAAUGGGACGUAUCCGGAGCUACCACACGCUCUGUAUUUGCGCACUGGUUUGGAUUUUGGUCAUAGCUGUAAUUUCUCCCGAUUUGUAUUUUGAUAAAACAUUACCGGGUUUAAGCAAUGGCAGCUGCUAUGACACCACCACUAACGAUUAUAUCUCCGCAUAUCUGUACUACAGCCUUGUCUGGACCACCCUGGGCUUCUGCGUACCGCUGGUCAUUAUUUUGGGGUGCUACGGACACAUCGCCAUUGUGCUCUCUAGAAAUAAAAACGUGGAGCCGCCGCUGAAGCAGAAAUGCCUGAGACUUGUCGUGAUCCUUGUCGUCCUGUUUGUGGUUUGUUUCAUUCCCUACCACGUCCUGAGGAACUGGAACUUAAGAACCAGGAUACUGCAGUUACAAGGACAAUGCAAGCCGGCAUUCGGGAGGAUCUACAUCUCUUACCAAGUGAGCCGGGGACUGGCGUCAAUAAACAGCGCCUUCAACCCCCUGGUCUAUCUGAUAACCAACGACGACUUCCAGACUCGAGUCAGCGAGUUUAGCCAGCGGGCGCGGCGAUCUGUGGCGCUCUUGAAGGAACGCAAAGGGCCCGAGGGACUGCUGGAUAAGUCGGACUCGAACGAGAUGAAGACUUUGGACGUGUGCGGACACUGAGGAGGGAUCGGGGUGUGAAUGGAGCCGAGACGACACCCCGCCCUCUUUUCUUAUUCAAAGUGGCCCUCGUCCUCCACAAAUAAGCGAACAUUCGACUGCGCUGAGUGAGAGAGACGAGGUGGGGACUUAUGGUGUUUACAUAGCACUUGGUCAAGGCUGUGAAGUUUCAAAGUACAACUAAACAGGACAUCAUUAUGGUAACGUUUAUUUGAAACUCUCUGUGCCGUUUCUGCUUUUAUGCAGUCUAUUCCUCCAUAUACAGCGCCUUUCACCUUAGAAGGGCAUCUUGUUUUUGACUCUCCUAAGAGUUAUUUAGCACAGCAGGACUGCAGAAGGAAUGGUUUGGUGUCUCCGAUGCUGAGGGACUUCUGCAGAUAAACUGGUAAAGUUCAAAAUCUGGUUGCGUGACUGUAAUACAUGGUUAGCUUUGCUUCCUCAUGUCAAACCACAAUGUUGCUUUCUGCUAAAGAUGCAAAUUCAUUUUAUGAAUACAGUAAAAAAAAACACAACUGCUGACAUAGUUGUUUUACUUGAA
Messenger RNA from Erpetoichthys calabaricus (reedfish), 1945 nucleotides. RefSeq names its product P2Y purinoceptor 1-like. Gene Ontology annotation, cellular component: membrane. Gene Ontology annotation, molecular function: neuropeptide receptor activity. The record is from RefSeq and is a predicted model, not a curated record. The transcript has a single exon. NCBI's taxonomy places the organism in Eukaryota, Metazoa, Chordata, Cladistia, Polypteriformes, Polypteridae. Gene Ontology annotation, biological process: G protein-coupled receptor signaling pathway. Bases 307 to 1410 code for a protein of 367 amino acids.